CCGUGGCAGCUACGGCUGCCUGUCUGUGCGCUGUCCCCCUGUGAUGCACUGUUUCAGGUGUACCGUGAAUGAUACUGCGGAGAUCCUCUCCGGUUUUUGGGAACGUCACCAGUGGCCCGACGUGGUAUGCUUUGUUUUCGAGCCCGGYUGUCUCCGAGACAUCUGAAAUGCCGUUCCUCCGCUCCCGGCCUCUUUGUUUCUAUCGAGAGUAAAGCGGGAACCCCGCUAGAAUGACUGGGCUAAGAAUUUGAGCUGCUGCUUGUUUUUAGCUCGAGUGGGAAGAAGCUAGCUAGCUCCGACAGCUCAUUACCCGGCGGGCGGCUCGGAUAUCGGAUUAGUUUGGGUCAUGGCUGGGCUCAUCAAGAAGCAGAUCCUGAAACAUCUUUCCAGGUUUGCUAAGAACCUGUCGCCGGACAAGAUCAACCUGAGCACACUGAAGGGGGAGGGCCAGCUCACCAACCUGGAGCUGGAUGAGGAGGUUCUCCAGAGUCUGCUGGACCUGCCCACCUGGCUGGCCAUCAACCGUGUGUUCUGCAACAAGGCUGCCAUCAGGAUACCAUGGACAAAACUGAAGACUCACCCAAUCACUUUGACUCUGGAUAAAGUGAUAAUGGAGAUGAGCACGUGCGAUGAGCCCCGUCCACCCAAUGGUCCGUCUCCUUUAGCAACAGCAUCAGGACAAAGUGAGUACGGUUUCGCUGAAAAGGUGGUGGAAGGGAUUACUCUAUCCAUCAACUCCAUCGUCAUCAAGAUUAGCGCCAAGGCCUUUAACGCCUCCUUCGAGCUCUCCCAGCUGCAGGUCUACAGCGUCAACACCAGCUGGAGCAUCAGCGACCUGCGGUUCACUCGCAUCCAGGAUCCUCAGCGGGGAGAGGUCCUGACGUUUAAAGAAAUCAGCUGGCAGAUGAUCCGCAUCGAGGCCGACGCUAUCCAGAGCGCCGAGCACGAGAUGCUGAGCGCUCCCAUCCGCCUCAUCACCAACCAGUCGAAGAUCCGAGUCACUCUGAAGAGACGGAUAAAGGACUGCAACGUGGUUGCCUCGAAGCUGAUUCUUAUCCUGGACGACCUGCUGUGGGUGCUGACGGACUCCCAGUUAAAAGCGAUGGUGCAGUACGCAAAGUCCCUCAGCGAGGCCAUGGAGAAGUCUGCACAGCAGAGGAAGAGCAUGGCAGCAGAYGACCAGGUUUUGCCGCCUCCUUCAGCUCAMGAGGUGCGCACCCAGCAGGCGUCCACAGCCGCCGAUCAAAGUGCAACUAUAGCCAAGCUGUUCAGCGCUUAYGACGUGUGCGAAACCUCCCACCACCUGCAGAUUACACACCUCGACCUGCACAUCUGUGACGACAUCCAUGCUAAGGACAAAGUUACCAAUAAGAGGGUAACAGGUGGUGCAAUGCAGCUUUCCUUCAGCUCUAUCACUCUGGACUACUACCCGUUGCACAGAGCAGGUGACAGUUGUGUUCACUGGAUGCACUACAGUGAAGCCACUAAAACCAGAGAGAGCUGGGCGAAAAGUCUGCUCGACGAGUUCACAACCAGCGUAGAGAUGUUGAAGAACGCAGCUCGAGACCAGCCAAGCCGAGGCGCCGGACGCAGCUCUCCACAUCACAUGUCCUUUAAGGACGAUGUGUGUGAGCCUCUAGGAAGUCAGGAGAAAGCAGAAGGAGAAGUAGGGCUUAGGGGUGCAGAUGGAGGAMUCCUAGAGGGGAGCUCACGCACACAGCCUCCUCAGUGCUGCUGGUGCCUAGAAGCAGGUAAGAUAAACACCACCUCCUCCACCACUUCGUUCAGUCCGCCUCCUCCUCAAACUCCAAAGGCCCACCUCAUGUCCAGCUCGUUUGUUCUCAGAAUGGCAGACUUCAGUAUUUACCAGGUGUCAACAGCAGACCAGCAUCGCUCCACCCCAAAGACCAUGAUCUCCUGCAAUAAAAAGUCUCUGUACCUGCCUCCGGAGAUGCCGGCUGUUCAUGUUGAGUUCACCGAAUACUACUUUCCUGAUGGAAAAGAUGACCCCAUCCCCUGUCCCAACCUGUACGCCCAGCUCAACGCCCUGCAGCUGGUUCUGGAUCCUCGCAGCUUGGUGUGGAUCAACCUGUUUGCUCUCGACCUCAGACAGAGCCUGGAGCAGUUCAUGGAGAUCUACAAGCUCAACGACUCGCAGAAACCCGAUGAGCACAUUGACAUCAAGGUUGACGGCCUGAUGCUUAAAGUGGUGGUUCCCACCGAUCAGGACGCCUCCUGCCCUGCUGACCUGCCCCGCUCCGUCUCAAUACAGACUUCAGAAAUGGUAGCCACCAACACCCGGCACCCUGCCAACUGCACCCGCUCCCACCUUGAGGCCCUGCUGCAGGCCUUUGAAGAGGAGCCAUUCUUCUCCUCGUCAUUCUCCUCCUUCCCUCGCUCCUCCUCCUCCGUCCCCGUCCUCCAUCCUGUCUUCCAGCGGCACGCUCAUGAACAAGACACCAGGAUGCACGACGUGYACCGGGGGCUUGUGGUGUCAACGGUGGGCCCUGACGCCCUCAAGAGGCCCGCUGCUACAGACUUCUGGGCGCUGCAUUUUGCCCAGUUUUGGGUGGACUAUGAAGGCACCCGUGGAGGUAAAGGGCGUCCGCAGCCAUUUGUGGACUCCUUCCCUCUCACCGUGUGGGCCUGCCAGCCGGCGAAACUCGUCCAGCAUCAGGAGAAGCUGAGAGAGUCGGCUGGAUCAGGGCUGUCCCGAAGCACGUCGGCAGAGGCGGUCGCUCGUUUGCAGAGGAAACRAUUGUUAAAGGAAUUUUACAGCGCUGAUGGUGCACCGACAUCYUCUCACUGCAGCGUAGCAACACCGCCACCCAGUAAUGGACUCUAUAAACCCCUCUCAUUGGACAGUCUGCCCUCUUCUUCCUCCUCUUUAUCAAGUAAAGAUGCAGAUGUGCAUAUAUUGGUGCAUGUGCAGAAGCACCUUAGCGCUCAGGUGAGCCAUCGACAGUAUGUGUUUCUGAUGCUUCUUCAGCGCAGCCUCAAAGCCCUGCAGCAGACACUACAACAGGAUCUGGAGGACAUGGCCUCUAAGAGAGAGCGCAAAGACCCCAUCCACCAUGCUGCAGACCACCAGCCCUUUACAUUCUGUUUGGGCCUCCUGCUCAAAAGCGCAGAGGUGUCCCUCCUCUUGAAGCCUGUAACACAGCCUGAGGGUACAAGAUCUCCUGCAGGAUCUGAACUCUCCCCCUCUGAGAGCAGAGGCACCCUGGAGCCUGCGAACGAAGUGGGAGAGGGGCCAGAGAAGGGCAAUGAAGGGUCCGGCUCCGCCGGCGGAGCAGCUAAGCAGCCUUGCACUGUAGACCAGCUGCUAUGCAGCGUAGGUCUGGAGAACGGAGCCAAGCAAUGCCCCGCCCCUCUUGUCCCGUCCUCCAACUCUGCCACUCAUCCGGACUCGAAUCAAAAACCCUCAGAGGAGGAGAGGACACCAUCUAAGAAUUCUGUGAGGUCAGGUUCAGAUGUCAGAAGUGAGGGUACGAAUAAUGGUUUGGCUGUAGGUGAUGAAGCGAGUGACGCUUUGUCUGACCCACUGAGCAGCAAAGACUUAAGUGAAAAAGACAAGACCGCCACAGUGAAGAUGCCUCAGUCAGUAUCCAGGAAAGGAAGUUUGUCUGUGGUUUCUGAUCUCCUCAGCUCCUCAAACUCCAGCAGAUCCGCCUCCCUUUAUUCCAUGUCUAACAUUGGUCGUUUGAUGCGUGACCGCUCCCAGUCCAGUUUCUCGGUGUCCUACAAAAACAUGAAGAAGAGCCCGUCCCUGCAGUCCCUGGACAACAUCUCCAUCGACAGCUACUUGCUGGAGGACGGAGACGCCGACAGCUUAUUGGAAAGAGAUGAUGUGUCCAUCUCUGGAUUUAAGGACACCAUCAGUGAGCAGAGCGCCACAGAAAGCGCCACGGAAGCAGUGACCGUUCAGGAGCAGGAGGGAGGCGCCUCCCCUGACAGCGUCAGCGCUACAUCCCAGAGCAUUGAUGAACCCACCAAAGAUCUAGUGUCUGUGCUGGUGCUGAAGGUGCAGUCGGUGUGUGCGAGCAUGGAGGUGGUGGGCGAGAGCUCGGCCGUGGCGCUGGAGGUGGGCCAUAUCACACCCAGCCAGCUGGGCAAUGUCAGCCUGCGACAGUACCUCAGCAACCGCAGCCUCGGUAUGGUGAGUUCAGUACCAAUACCUGCUCAGAGCAGCCAAGCUGGCGGCGAGAUCAACUCCUCUUCUACUCGAGCCGAUUACAGCCCGGAGGUGCGGGCUCGGCUGGAGAGCGGGCCCUGCGCCGCCACCCAUUCCCCGCUGGCCGAGCACAACGGCUUCCUGCAGCUGCACCUCCACGGGUACCACGCCAGUUUCUUGAUGUCCACGCUGCGCAACCUCUCCCUCUUCCUGGAGGACGACUCGGCUUCGCAGGUGCUGCCCAUGGAAAUCAGCGUCAAGGACCUGCACAUCGAUUUAAAGGACGAUGGCCCCCGCGACAAUUCCUCAGACUCGGAGCCCACACCGCUCAYUCUACACGUGGACAGUCUCAUCAUUCACAAAAGAGACGACGGGUCUUACUCAAUAGGAGUGGACAGUGCGGCUGAAGCCAAACCCAAAAAGGCAACAUCACUGAUUGACAGCUCUCUGAGUCCGGUCAUCGAGACUGCGAGCAGCRUCUGCAGGAUCCAGAAAGCUACGCAGACCCAAAACCCCCCAACCAGCCCCAGCCCAUCGACCAAGGAAAAGAUGCUAAUCGAGGAGAACGAAUGCUUAAAGUUGGAGCUGUCCCGGACCAAAAUGGCGCUGGCUGAGGCUCAGAUGGAAAARGACUCGCUGGUUCACCGCAUGAAGAGCCUGAAAGUAAACACCAGCUAGACCCGACAGAAACAUUUGUAACACGAUUUGUGACUUCAAAGCAAUGAUUUUUUUUWAUUAUUAUUCUCUACAUGAAGCAUUUGAGGAGCAGAAAGGAAAGAGGGGCAUUGUAUUAUUAUUUUAUUGCUUGAGAGAGAGAAAAAAGUUUGAUAGUCGUGGUGGUGCCUACAGAUCUAAAACCAUACAAACCUGUAGGUAUAAAGAACACUGAAUGUUAUAACUAUAGAAGAAUGUCUUUAAAAAAGUCAUUUUUGCACUUUAAUUUAGUGCAUCAGAAGUGAGGAAAGAGGCUCCUCCUUCAGAGUGUACAGUGUAUAUUGUACAAGAAUGUGAACACAUUUUCUAUGAACUCUUGAACAGUUCUGCAGUGUUUCAGUUGAAUGUUUUUGUCGUGUGUGUGUGUUUCUCGGACAGCAUUUUAUCAAAAGCAAAGGAUGAAUUUUCACAGCUUUGUCAAUCAGAACGCCUCACGAUAAUCAGUGCCCUCCAUCUUUCUUAUUUUUCUAUGUGUAAAGAACUAACGCGUGCUGCACUUUGAAAACUGAGGCAUUGUAAUUAAAACAACUACAACUGAGAAAAGGAGGCGAGGCAACUGAGGAAAAUAAGUUGUUUUUUUUUUUUAAAAAGGAAGAAAACCUGGGCUCAUUAAAGCUGCCUGACUAUGUGA
Austrofundulus limnaeus is the source of this 5519-nucleotide messenger RNA. It is a transcript of the gene bltp3b, whose product is annotated as bridge-like lipid transfer protein family member 3B. The coding region runs from base 347 to 4852 and encodes 1501 amino acids. The record is from RefSeq and is a predicted model, not a curated record. Lineage: Eukaryota; Metazoa; Chordata; Actinopteri; Cyprinodontiformes; Rivulidae. The transcript has 25 exons.